Messenger RNA from Pocillopora meandrina, 19858 nucleotides. The record is from the annotation of a GenBank genome assembly. Lineage: Eukaryota; Metazoa; Cnidaria; Anthozoa; Scleractinia; Pocilloporidae.
AUGAAAUUCAAAGCAUUAAUUUGCUUGGUUUGCCUAUACUAUAGGAUAUGUUUAGGUAAGUGCGUUCGAUGCGUAUCUAUGCGAAUGUGUUCUUUCUGCCUGAUGAUAUUGAUUCGCUUGGCGGACAAAAUUUCUAUCUUGCUUGUGUCGAUUCGCUUUUCAUGUGACAAAAAAUAUUCCUUUAAACAAAGAAACACUCGUAGACCAUUACCAGUUGAAUUUGGAUUCUUUUUUAGAGAUCUUUAGUGCUUAAAAACUUGUAAUUUACACCCGUAGUUGUCGUCCAUUUUGAGCCAUUAUUGAUUAGACAUUGAAGUAAGUGCGGGGAUUGUUAGAUGGCUUCACCCACAGCUGCUUUUAGAUGGCGAUUUCAUUUCUUGUCCUCCCCGAAUUGAUAGUUUAAAGAUCUAAACACCAAUUUGUAUGCAUGGGAAAACUGAAGAAGCCGCAAAGGGCGAAUCGAAAUUCUCCGAGUAACUUAAUAAUAACAACAACAUUGCUCUCAUAAAUUCAUUUGCACGUGGUAUCUUAAUAUAUUUUUGGUCGUUGUAUGUUCAGGAUACCUGCUUAGGAUGAAAGAAUGCUGCAGGACGAGAGUAAAAGCUCUGUAUGAGACAUCGUUGAGUAUAAUUUUCCUAGCGUGAGGGAAUUAAACUCGUAGAUUUAUGUUUCAAGUGUUGGCAGAAUACCUGUUCUCCCCACGCGAGAUCCGAUCGCUCUGAGUUUGGUUUGGUAUGCAGCAUUUUAGGCAAAGUUUAAAUUCAUCUUUACCUUAACCCUCGCACUACAAUUCGAACUGAUUCAAAGGAUUGAUAUACUCUUUAAUCAGAGAAGAUCAAGAAUAAAGUACGCGAUGUUACACAUUUGAUUUAAUAACCCGAAGCUAGCUUCUGGCUACGUGCGUCUUGCAUGAAAAGUUGUAGUCUUUUAUUAUCAUGUUUAUUUACAGAACAUUUAGCAAAUCCUCGGAGAACAUCGGAGAUGAAUUACUGCAGAGUAAUGACGCCCGUUGAAAGCGAUAUGUUUAACUUAUAUUUCUUCAGGUGUAAACUCUUUGGCCGUUACGUUGAAAAUAAGAUAUUCCCGGACAUUUCCUUUCGCUAAACGGAGUUAUUAACUCGAUUAUCCUCGACUGAUCUUUAAGAAAUUGCUUGUGACGAAUCAGGUAUUUUACUCUUUAGUUCUAGUUUCGUGCCAGCAACUCUUCUAAUCCAAUUCUUUAUUUUCCACAGCGACUUCUCCAAGGAUUUUAUACGCAAACCGGAGAGACAUCAGAAUAGUACGACCAAAUCAAAAGAACCAAAAUGAAACUAUCGUAGUUGUUGGUCUUUUGAAUGCUAUCGCUGUAGAUUUCAGCUACGAAGAUGGAUACAUAUUUUGGACGGAUGUCAACGAUGAGAAAAUCAAACGAAUUCGUAUGACGGAAAGUUCUAGCUCAAGAAAAGUUGAAGAUGUUAUAUCUUUGGGUUUGAAAAAGCCCGAAGGAUUAGCCGUAGAUUGGGUAGGAAAAAAGUUGUAUUGGACUAAUUGUGGAGAUUCUGACUGGGAAACGAACAGAAUCGAAGUUGCAAAUUUUGAUGGAUCCUAUCGCAAAGUUCUUUUCUGGAAAGACUUGGGUCUUCCAAGGGCGAUUGCAGUGGAUCCACUCAAGGGGUAAGUUGAAGACUUUGUGUUUUUUUGUUGCACUCAAUAGCUGCAGUUUAUUUUGUGCUGAGUUUGAGAAAAAUCGUCAGCAAUUUGUCUACAACGAAGGUUUUGCUUGGCUUUGGGAGAACUUGUUAUUUUGGAUUUUGAUAUUUUAUAAAUAGCUUGCUUUUUUAGAGUUAGUGCUUCUUUUUAAGUUUGACGAGGAAAGACUAAUGAACUAUGCUCAAUUAAAAAUACAUUAAGCGUUGAACUUCGGCGGGCAAACAGUUAUCUAUCAUUUUUUUUCGUUAGCCUGCUUUUAGCGAACCUUGAAGGUCACAAGUGUUGCCAUGAAUGUCUCUCGAAGCAAUCUCUUAAGUGAUGAAUAUGCCACAAAGAAUUUGUUGCAUGCAUCCAGUAUUUGAACUCAAUACCAUUUUCAAAGAAAGCUUGUGAAUCUUACUGGAAUCUAAGCUUUCUUUGUUAUUGUAGCCCCCUGUUGAAAUUCAUCAAGUAAAGCCGGAGAAUGUCAUUUUUGAGAGAAAGAAUCAAUCUGAGAGAUCCACUCAGAGAAGAUAUUUUAUUUGUGAUUUUUUUCUAGCUGAAAGAUUCUCUUGUUUGUCCAAAGUACAGUCGUUAUGGAAUGAGUUAACAUUUUGAAAUUAUGGACUUAAUUAGUUCUUUAGUGUUCAUUGUCCUCUAAAAAAAGUUUUAUUUUUCUCUGUGUUGUUAAUGAGGGGCUGGUCUUCUGUAAAAAUCCUGAGCAUAAGUGAAGGGCUUGGGUUUUUGUUGAAAAUCUGUCAAUGUGCAAUAUCUAUUCUUGAAUAAUCUAUGGUCUCAUAUAAAGAGAGCUUUGAAGAAGGCUUUGUUAAUGGCCUUGGACAAUAGUUCAGCCUAAUGUUUCAUUUGACCUUUUCUUUAAUUGUGGCCCAAUGAAUGUUUUACUAAUUAUCCAUUGUUUUAUGGGAUUUUUUAACACUGUGUAAUAACAUAGUGUAAAUUUGGUCUUGUGAAUUAGUACAGAGUUGAGAAAAUUUUAUUGCUGUUCUGCAUGUCUUUUGAUGAAUAGCAGUCUUCAGCAGUUUAAGUUAAAUUCAAAGGAAGUUUAACACUAGUUUUUCAAGAUUUCUUGUGAGGAAAUUUAAAUUGACAAUCUAUCUUUGAGUUAAAUUAUAACCCUUUCUUCACUUUCUAUCCUUGCAGUUUGUCAAGGCUUGUUGGUUUAAUGUUUAUAUCUUCCUCACAAAAUGUUAGGCUGUUGUAAAUGGCUAUUUGUGUUACUUUUUUUGUCUUGAUGUGCCUCAUUUUAGUGGUGUUUUAAAGUUCCAUGUAAUAUCUUGUUGCCAGUAUCACAGAGAGGAUUACAUUCCUUUUAAAAUAUUUGUUAAAAAUUCAAUCACAGCAUUUAACUUGGGAUACCUUCUUUUAAAGGAUCUGUCAACUUUUGAGAAUAAAUAAAUUAUGUGAGAAGUGGAGGACAUAUUUUAGGUAUUAAAAAAAGUUGCGUGAACUCUGAUCAGAGCAAAUAGCUUAAUCGAGAGCAAAGCUUGAUUAGGCUGUUAUCUGAUUAAGAGAUUUUAAGUCAGGGUAUGUUUUUAAAAUUUGUUUUUCCUGGGGGAUGUUACAAUUCUUUUCUCUUAAUCCCCUAAAGGAAAAUUGACGGUCUGGUAGAUUUUCUCUACUUGAGGAAGGAAGAAGGAAAUACUAAGCUCUGCCUUGUUUGUGUGGCCUUGAGUUUAACCUUCCAGACCAAUGUGUUAUACUUAUCCUGUUUCACAUCAAGAUGAUUUCCAAUUUCUUCAUAGUGUGAUGAUUUGCAAUUUUUUUUUUUCCUGGUGACAGUCUAUAUUUCAGCAAGUGUAGGUGUUUUACGAAGCUCUACAUUCCUUUCUCAUUUGCAAAAUGUUUCAAAAUAAUUGUAGUCUUCUUUCAAUUAGAGACUGUACUUCCCCUCAUGGAAAUAAAAUUAUUGGUUCCUGAACUAUGAAAAAUUUAAGCUAUACUGGUUCUUGAUUGAUUAUUGCUAACAUUUUUCCUAUAAAAUUAUGUUCCCCUUACACAUGAGAAGAAACCAUUUAUUGUACUCAGCAUUAAUGUUAUGUAAGAGUAUCUUUUUUAAGUGUGCAUUUAAAGCUAAAGAUCUUCGUUAAAUCCUAUUUUGUGAGUUUACUUUUUCUCCUUUACCAUAAGAAUAGUAAUGUUGUUUAUUGUAAUUAAAACAAAAUGCUGGUCACUUUAAAAGAGAUGGUUUCAGUUAAGUUUGAGUUACAUAUGGAUAUUGAAAGAUGUUGACUCAGAUGUAUGCCAAGUAAAUUCCCAAACAAAUGAACACUGUUACAGAGAAUAGGCUUUUGAGUUUAUGGCCAAUGGCUUUUUUAAAUUAUUGACCAUUUCUAAAAAAUAUGGGCCAUUGCUGUAUUUGAUUGGGCUAGAAGAAAAGAAACAUGGGUAUUUUGUCAGUGAUGUAAUUUUUGUUAGCAUGCUUUAAUUAUGCAGUAUCUUGCAGUUAACAAUGCAAUGAAAAAGUUUCAUUUAUGUGUCACUUAAAUCAAACCAUGCAAUGAAAAAGUUUCAUCCAGGUGUCACUUAAAUCAAACAAACUGGAAAGCUGUUUACUUCAAGUGAAGAGUAAUCAGUGCAUUAUACAGUACUUGUGAAGGUGUUUUGUCCUUCAUCUAUUAAAACAAUCAUGUUUUUUUUUAAGGUAAACUUAUGGAUGUGCUGACUCAAUCCGGGCAUUAAAUAAAUUGCUGGACUUAAAGAUUAGAAGUAACAAAACUAGUGAUAAAAAUUUUGGCUAAUGAUAAAUCACCCAGGUUAAAUUAUGGAUUUUGAAUCUUACUCCUUGAAUCAACUUAACUUUGACCCUCACAUUGCCUCAGGAAUUUAACUGGAAAGAUCUCUAUGGGGGCGGAUUUCUGAGAGCCAGCAAUAUAAUUGUCUAGUACACUACUAGACAAUUAUGGCUGCUGAAAGGUCAAAUAAUUUCAAAGAACUUCAUUUGGGGGCUGAAUCCAACAUGGUGCACAGCCCUCUCAUUCUUUGCUAUUAAAGAAGAAAGUGUACUUAAGGCAUUUAAUACCAAAUUGAGAGUAACAAAAACAGAUCUCUAUAAAGAAAAUAAAUGAAUUCAAAUUGAAGGACUUGUUGAUUUUUUACCUCACCUGAAGUGUAAUCACAGUAGAUGAUGCUUGUUAGAAUUACAAUGAUGUUAAAAGUUUCUAACAAAUUGUUUUCUCUCAAAUUAUAAUUCCAGGUUCAUGUUUUGGACAGAUUGGGGUGAAGAACCCAAGAUAGAGAGAGCUGAAAUGGAUGGCUCUAAUCGUUCUGUAAUUGUCAGACAAGACAUUCAUUGGCCCAAUGGGCUCACAAUAGACUACAGUGCAGAGAAAAUUUACUGGACAGAUGCAAAAUUGUUUUAUAUAGCUAAAGCUAAUUUUGAUGGUUCAAACCGGGAGAGAAUAUUUAAAACUCCAAGUCAAUGUAUUUUGGCAAAUCAGGCUCAUCCAUUUGCUUUGACAUUAUAUGAAAACAAAAUUUAUUGGACAGACUGGACUACUAGAGGGAUACAUUCUGCAAAUAAAAACAGUGGGAUGCGGUGUCAAAUGGUCUGGUCAACUACUUAUGUACCCAUGGAUAUACAUGCAUAUGAACCAAAAAAACAGUUGCCAAGGCCAGGUAAGUUGAAUUAAUAAAUGGUUAUUGAUUGUCUUGCAGUGUUCUUCCCUAUUUUAAGCACGACAGAUAAGAUAAAUUUUCAAGCUGGUAAAGGAACCCUUUUAACCUUUGAAUUCUUUAAGAAUGCUACAGGAUUUUAGGCAGUAAUACAAGGUAGUACUACAGGCAGUAAAUUUUAUGGCUUACCACCUUAAUAAGGAGAACACUGCAUACAAGUUAGUCAGUCACAUGAUAACAAGUGUGAUGUGUUGACUGCUGUGUGUUGAUCUCCAUUUGUUGAUUAGUUAGACUGCUUAGGCUUCAUCACAUGAAGGGAAUGCCCUGAUGGUCAAUUUGAUGAUUGCUGCUACAGUGAUUCAUUGUGGAACUUCUAAAACUGCUUCUAUUGAAAACACUCUUCCUGACUGGGUCAUCAGUUUUGAACAAGCCUGGAAAUUUUUUACACUUUGAAAUUGUAUUUUCCACUCUCAGAUCUGAUUUGUAGUUUCCCUUACUGUCCACCAUGUAAUCUUUAUCAUUUUAUGUUUAGGUAUUGGAAUAACUAAUAAUCCCCUUAUUUAUAUUUUUCUUUGUUCUUAUCAUUUAUCUGCUUGAUAUUGUGUCAAUAUUACACAGAGAAAUUCUGUCUUGGUCAUUCUUGAAAGUUAAAGGUUUAGAUAGGCAUUCCAUGAGUUGUGCAUAAAUCUUCAAGCAAGGUGUACAAAUUUCUUUGAUUUUAUUUCAAUAAUUGGUUGAUAUAUUUAUAAUGAGUUACUAGAAAAAUGAAGUGAAAGUGGCUGGCUAAAAGAUACAUGUCUAAAUUGGGUAAGUUUCUAAAGAAACUGUGGUGCUGCAUUGGUGGAAGGGUAUAACAGGCUGACCAAGUGUUAUCAACUCAGUUGAUCAGUCGAUAACACUUAAUUACCCUAAAGAUACAUGUAGCUGAGUUGGAGGGGAGGUUUUGGCGAGCCAUUGGCUUUUAUUGAUAGCUCUUGGCAUUGUUUUUCUUUAAACCUCUUGUGCAAUGGUAAGAAGAAAUGCUAAAUUGUGACCCUGGCUUAUUUUUGACAAGUUGUUGACUUAUCUUGUAACAGGUCAAAAUCCUUGCAAUUCUACUCUCAAUGGAGGGUGCACCCAUCUUUGUCUGUUGAAUACGCAUGGUCGCUCAUGUGCGUGCCCGACUGGUGUGAAGCUUUUGUCUGAUGGAAGAACAUGUGAAAAAGGUAUGAUUGAGUGUGCAAUGUUAUGAAUAACUGUUAAUAGUGUGUGAACUGAUUGUAUUUGGGCUUUGUUUGUAAUGUGACUCCAGUUAUGAAAUACAUUUAAAAAAUUCUGUAUACUGGAUGUGCAUAAUAAGAAUAUUAUUUGUGAGGUAUUUUAAGGGGGAGUCACAACUUGUUACAACACUUGAAAAUCUCUGCUGGUCUGGUGUGUGAAUUCAGACUGGUUUGAAUUAGCGCAACUGAUGGCAGUGACAAAUUCUCCAUGUCAAUUGAGACAAAUUGUGUUUGUGACUUGCCUUAGAGCAACACAAACUCUUUGGGUGCUAAAUGUGCCUAUACAUUCUCUGUAAAAUUUUUAAUUUUUAACAAUGUGUGCCUUGGAGAAUAUUAAAUGUAUUGAGCUAAAAAUGUGGGAGAAGGAUAGAUAUGUUCGACAUUUUGAUUAUUCAAUACCCACCUUUUUGUAUUCUGGUAAGAAAACAAAAAGCUUGUGCUAAUGAGCAGAAUCGUGUUUGCAAAGAUUCCUCUAUCACUGAAUGUACACUAUUUAAUAGAUGGGUAGGUACAUGGUAAAAAUCAGUUAAGGCAUACUUUCUUGAUGUGAUUACAGUACUGUUGUUCUCACUAGUAUCUUAUGUGAAAAUGUAUAGCCAUUGGAAAUGAGAACUAUCCAGUUGAUUUCAAGGUUGACCUGAGAAAUGAGAUAUACUCGAACAACCAUAUUUGGUUGUAUUAAUAUCCAGUAAUAAACUAAUUCAAAAUGUUUGGCUUUUUUAUCUUAGGUCCUUUCCAUUUUCUAUUGCUGGCAAGAAAAGGGGACCUGCGGCGUAUAUCACUUGAUACACCUGAUCUCACAGAUGUUGUUUUACCAGUGUUUGGAAUCAGUCAUGCAGUUGCAAUCGAUUUUGAUCCAGUGGAUAGAUAUGUUUACUGGAGUGAUGAUAAAAAACUUGAGAUUAAAAGAUGCCGGUUGAAUGGAGAAGGUUAGCCAACCUUGAACUUGAAUACACUAAUUAUGUUAACUGAUUUUGGCGAAUUUAUAGUAACUUAACAAAAGUUCUGUCAAGUUUCUUCAACAGUUUUUCUGGUACCAUCUAUAUUGCUGAAUGGAAAGAGUAAACUGCACUUCAGUCACCAGAAAUUAUCCUGCUUGGCAUGGCAUCCAAAACAGUUCUAUUGAGUACUAACCAACAUGAGGGCCAGUCUGGAUGUUAAUCUUUAUUCUGAACUGUUUUCUGUCUUUUUCUUUGUAUUUCAGAUGUUCAGGUAGUAGUAAGGAGUGAGCUGAAACAUCCUGAUGGUAUUGCUGUUGACUGGGUAGCACGGAACUUGUACUGGACAGACACAGGCACUAAUAGAAUUGAAGUCAGCAGACUAAACGGCUCUGCUAGGAGAGUUCUUAUUGAUGAAAAUCUUGAUGAACCAAGAGCAAUAGCAUUGGAUCCUACUAGAGGGUAAAUAUAUGAGUUUAAUUUUGUUAUCUACUGAGUGGAAAUCUGUACACAAAGUAUUGAGUACAACCAGAAGCCAUGAAGGAAGGCUGUACUCAAGAUGGAGAGCACAGGUUUUCCCCAUAAGGACUGACUGAGGCUGUGGAUAACUGAUUUUUUUCUGCUGAUUUUGCUUUUUUGGAAUGACAGGGAAAAAAUUCUGAACUCUGUUUGGUAUUGUGAAAGACAGGAUGGGUUAGGAGCCCAUGACUGAGCCUUGCUUAGAUGCAAGGAAAAAAAAAAAAAGAUAAAAAUAGAUUUUAAUAUAAUUUUUAUUUAUUUCCAUACUGAAAGUUGGCAAAGGCAUGCAAAGAAAUUUAAAUUAAUUUUUGUUAUCAAAUGUGUCAGUUAGAAAGGCUGUUAUAAGUUUGAAAUGUUCUAACAUGAUCUCACUUAGGUACAUGUACUGGACUGAUUGGGGAAAACACCCAAAGAUUGAGAGAGCAGAGCUUGAUGGGAGUCAUAGAGUCAUCUUAGUGAAUUCCUCGGUUGCUUGGCCAAAUGGCCUUGCCAUUGAUUAUCUGAAGCAAAAGAUUUACUGGGCUGAUGCAAGGAAUGACAAGAUAGAAGUCAUGAACUUCGAUGGGAGUGCCCGCCAUGUUAUUUUAGAUAAAAAAUUGCCUCAUGUGUUUGGUUUUACUGUGCUUGGGGAUAAUCUUUAUUGGACGGACUGGCAGAAGAGGUCAAUAGAGAGUGUGAACAAAAGAACUGGUGAAGACAGAAGAGUAAUCGUUGACGACCUACCUGAUCUUAUGGGACUAAAAGCUGUAAACCUUAAUCUCUCCUAUGGUAGGAAGCCUUAUUUAUUUGAUACUUAAUUUUUUAGUUUUGACUAUUCCAUGUUUCCUUCUUAUUACACUUAAAACACCUUUUUUUGGCCUCUAGGUUCCAAUGCCUGUCAGCGAAAAAAUGGAGGCUGUAGUCAUUUGUGUUUAUACAAGCCAUCAGGACCCAAAUGUGAAUGCCCAACAGGAAUGGAGCUUCUUUCUGAUGAGAAGACUUGUAUAUGUAAGUAUUUGGAAGAGAUGACUUGGGCUAAUUUACUGAGCUUGCCUGGUUACACCCAGAGAGCUAAAAUCAGCCAGUUAGCCAUUUUUUUCCUUCAAAAAUAUGGAAAUCAACAUAAAUGUCAUAUACUGUUUGCCCUUUAACUCCCAAGAUCUCUUUGUUAAUGUUCCUGUCUACAUGCCACAUAUUUCCUAAUAAAUUAGUGGCAAGAAUUUGUUAGAUCAAGAUAAUGUUUCCCCUGCAGCCAUUGGCUAUCAUUGCAUAUGGAUCAUGCUUGUUAGGUGACAGUGUUUUAACCCUUUAAAUCCCAAGAUCUCAUUAGUAAUUCUCUGUACUGUCUACCAUACAGUUCUUGUGAUGUUAGUUUUGAGAAUUUGGUAUUGGAUCAACUAAUAAUCCUCUAACUGAUAUUUUUCUUUUUUCUCAUCACUUUUCUGCUUGAUAUUGUAUUGAUAUCAUAAGGAGAAAUUCUGUCUUGAUCACUUAUGGGAGUUAAAGUGUUAACAGGGGAGUGUGUAAUUUCAUUGUAUACUUAAAGUUAACAAUUGCUUUAACAAUAGCAAUAACAAAAAAAAUAUGUAUUUUUAUUUUCCUUCUAUUGCAGUACCAGAAGCUUUUCUUUUGUUUUCAAAUGCUGAUGAUAUCAGGAGAAUUUCUUUGGAAACCAAUAAUGGUGUUGUCAUUCCAUUGGUUGGCAUUAAGGAAGCAAAUGCUCUUGAUUUCAGUGUUCAUGACAUGCAGAUUUAUUGGUCAGAUUUGACCCUUAAGACUAUUAGUCGAGCAUUUUUGAAUGGUAGCAAUGUACAGCACUUGAUUGCUGUAGACCUGUCCUACCCUGAUGGCUUGGCUGUGGACUGGAUUGCCAAGAAUCUUUACUGGACAGAUUCAAAGCUCCAGAGAAUAGAGUUGUCACGACUGGAUGGCCAGCAUAGGAAAAUGCUGAUUUGGAAGGAUUUGUGGGAACCGCGAGAAUUGACUCUUGAUCCUGUGUCUGGGUAAGUGAACAUACUACACUUUUUCGGUUAAGUGAGCCACAAUGGAAACCAAAAUCAUUAUGUUGUCAUGAGCAACUUGCUCUGUUUCAGUUGGCGAUGUGUUGUUUGAAUGCUCUUGGCCAGCUUGGAGAAGACCUACCCUUUAUCCAAGAGUAGUAAAACAGGGAAGGUUGCCCAAAAUAACACCAUAAUUAAACAGUCAAACCGCAGUGACCAAACUUUCCAUUCAUUGCAUCUAACUGAUAUUUAUAGUAUUUUUGCAAAGUACAAUAAUGUGAAAAGUAUUGUGUGCAUGGUUUUGAAGGUCUGUGCUUGAAACGUGGCUGUGGCAUUUUCCUGGGCCAGGAAAUUUACUCUAGAGUAUUCUAUCUUACAGCCCUACACCAGGAAGUUGUGUAGGUUUUAGGAAGAUUUGAGGGAAAGCUGAAGAAAUGCUGGAAGAAUCGAAGGGGGGGGGGAGAGAGAGGGGAGAGAGAGGAUGGGAAAGGGAUUAUAAUCUAAAAUGGACAUUGCAUCCCAUUCAGAAAUGCUAACAGCUCUCUUUCUCUCCCAAGAUCUAGAUGCAAAUGCCAAUUGUUUACACAGUCUGCAAUGCAUUUCUUAAUUUUAUAUUGAGAAUUAAGUGUUGAAUGGAACAUGAUCCCUAGUUUAUAUUUUUCUUACUUCUCAUAACCUUUUUUGCUCGAAAAUAGUUUGCUAUUAUGAAAAAAAAUAUUCCCUCCUGCUGGCUCGAGAGUUUCAAAGUCUUGCAGGUUCAUCUCCACUGUGAUUAUGGGUUAAGUUUUCUAUGUAGCUUUUGAAGCAGAAAUGGACAAGUCAGUGUUUUGACUUCAUUUUAGUUAUACAACAAUGCAAUAAUAACCUUUAGUUAACGUGGUCAAAUGUUCGUAGCUGAUUAGCUACUUUACAGACAUGCCACAAAAGUUAACCCUCAACACCCUAAUAUUUGUAUCCACAUUCUCUUACUCCUCUCUACACAUUUCCUUUGGUGCUGACAAGGAGAAUUGUUUAACAAUCAAAGCUUCUUAGGUUUGCGAUCAUUUUCUUUAAUCUUGUGAUCUUAAUGAAUGAUUCAGUAGUAUUCCUGUUAAGAGAAAUUAGAUGCUUGUCGCUUUUUGGUUUUUAAGGGUUAAAAAUUAAAUAUCUUUGAAAUCUUUAUCAUAGGCAUAUGUACUGGGCAAACGGUGGAUGGUACCCAAAGAUAGAGAGAGCAGACCUGGAUGGUUCUAACAGACAGACUAUCGUCUCAAAUGUCACUCGUCCAACUGGGUUGACAAUUGAUUUUUCUGCGGAAAUGAUAUUUUGGGUUGAUACCGAGAACAAGGUGAUUGAGUGUGCAAAUUUAAAUGGUUCAAACAGACAGGUGAUUGCAUCAGAGCUUCCCAAACCUUUUGCUUUGACCCAGUACAAGGAUUACAUCUAUUGGACAGAUCAGAAACUCAGCUCAAUCUACCGCGCCAACAAAACGAAUGGAAUGGAGAGGACUCAGAUCAAGGGCAACAUAGAAUUUACUAUCAUGGAUAUCUUGGUUUUUCAUGGCAGCAGACAGGAAGGUUAGUGCAGCAUUAGACAUCUGGCUGAUUUACACAAAAAUUCUGAUUACAUGCAACGUGAAAAAGUAAGGUACAACCCAUAAAUUUUGACCGGAAUUACUAACACUUGGGAUCGCUUCGGAUAAACAUAUAAAGCUUGCAACUUUUUCCUUGAAUUUUCAAAAAGAUCAAUCUGAUUGUUUCAGGGGCACGAGUUUCUACCCUGCCCCGCCAUGUCUCUUCAACCCCAUGCCAGAGAGAGAAGGUUUAAACCCAGAUGAAGUACAUGUUGAUUGUCCUGUAUAGAAAUCCUUUACACCCUAACAUUGGCAUCCAAAUUCUCCAUACAUUUUUCUAUACAUUUCCUUUGGUGCCGAUAAGGAGAAUUUUUUUUACCGUUAACGCUCCUUAGGUUGGUGAUUAUUUCCUUUUUUCUCAUGAUCAUAGUAAAUGUUUCAGCAUUGUUACUGUAAGGAGAAAUUAGACGCUGGUCACUCUCAGGGUAUAAAGGGUUAACCUUUUAGAGUGAGGUUCGAGAGCUUCCACGUCGUAUGUGGGAUUUGAACUUGUGACGGCAAAUGGCAGUUACAGAGGGUGAGAGCUUUUUCUCUUUAAAAUAAGAAUAACCCUUUAUUCCUAUCUGCAUAUUUUAUUAGGUUCCAAUCUCUGUGCCUUCAGGAAUGGAGGAUGUAGUCACCUGUGUCUGGCUAAACCUGGGAAGAGAAAGGAGUGUUCCUGUCCUACACACUAUACCUUAUCCAUGAUUGACAAUAAAACUUGCUUAGGUUUGUUGAUAACAAAUAGGUGUUACAUUUGACUGGAUGUAGUUUAGACAAACUUCAAGUCAAUGCUAACCAAUUUCUAAUCAAUCGAAAUGUUUUUAAGCCGGUUGUUAAUUUUUUGUUUUUGUUUCUGUUUACAGCCCCCCGUGUUUUCAUGCUGUACAGCACCAAAACAGUCAUUCGACGAAUCCUGUUCGAUUCAUCCGAUAACCUUGAUGUAGUUUUACCUGUCCGUGAUCUGUCAAAUGUUCAGGCCAUUGAUUUUGACAUUAACAGCCAUCGUCUCUUCUGGAUCGAAGACUUCCGCAUUAAAUUUGCAUAUCAAAACGGCUCCAGUGGGGACAAAGUCAUAAACCUUGAUCCAAAGGCGUCUCCAUAUGACUUGGCCAUUGACCCGUAUGCAAAGCAAUUGUUUUGGACGGACUCUGUUACUAACAGUAUCAAUGUGUACAGUUUAAGAAACAAUACCAACCUGGGAGAAGUGUUUAAGAAAGACGGCGUUUCUCCUCGGUCAAUUGUGCUCUAUCCUGAGAAAGGGUGAGUCUUUAUUCCUCAAACAGUAUCUUUUUCAUUUUAUUCAAUUCGUGAUAGUGCAUGUAGUUCUUUGAUAAUCAAAGAUGUGCCCGUAGGAAAAUCACUUGGUGUUUGAAGGGCUCUUCUCUCAGAAAUGUGAGCCAGCUCUCAACCAUUCACACCCCUAAAGUCAGUAUCCACAUUCUCCAUGCUGUUCUCUAUGUAUUUGUUUCGUUACUGGUGAGGGAAUUCAGUAAACAAUCUAAACUUCUUAGUUUGGCGAUCAUUUCCUCUAUUCUCGUGAUCGUAAUGAAUGAUUCAGCAGUAUUACUGUUUGGAGAAAUUAGAUGCUGGUCACUCGUAGGGUUAAAGGGUUAAGAGCUGUUAUAGACGCAAAAUUGCAUAGGUCGCCUAAACGCAAAAUUUAGUCUCCUUCGGCACCCAGGCGCCAAAAACGUUUUCAAGGUCAGUUAUUCUACGAAUUGACGCGACACUUGAAAGGCGAAAAGUUAAUCUACGUCAUAGCGGAGCUCGCAGAGCGUAGCCCCAUAAUUAUACAAAUUAGUAGUAACCCAUCAAGCCGAAAUAAUUUGGAUGUACGACCGUACAAGGUGCUACUUUUAACAUGCGUAGUCAACUGUACCGCGGGCACGUCAACGCCACGGCUUUGUCAGUGGUCCAGUGGUCAGUGCACUGGGCUCCGGGUCGGACGACCCGGGUUCUAGUCCUGGCCGGGGCAAGGCGUUGUGCCCUUGAGACGUGUGGGGAAAAAAAAUGCGAGCUCCGCUUUUAGGCUUGGCUAAAUCUAUAUAUUAUUUAAUGAAACGAUUCUGUUUUGUGUCUUGUUCAGGCUUAUGUACUUCACCAAUGUCAAUCCAAAGACCAAGGGUAUCAUGAAGGUGCCAAUGGCUGGGGCAGACAAGGUGCAGCUUUCUGUUGACAAUCUGCUUCUGUUCAGUGCUGACUCUCCGGGAGACUUAGCAGUGGAUAAGGAAGGCAAGAAACUUUACUGGACUGACACGGAACUGAAGAAGAUUGAAUAUGGCGACCUGGAAGGUAAGUCACUGAGGAGCAUUCUUAAACUGCAGGGCCAAAACGAGCUGACGUUGUUUAGACCGAUAUGGGCGAGUAUCCAAAAGAAAAGUGUGACAGCGCGGUUUACUUUGCUUUGUGCAAGGAUAUGUCAUAGCGUAAUUGUCAGUCUCGCACAUAAUUCUUUUGUCUAGCUAGUUAUAAAAUGAGCAAAAAGCGGCCUGCAAGUUGGCUGAUUUUUGGCAGUAACUUUGAACAAAACAUUUAAGAAAGUGAUGGUGUGGACUUCUCAAUUUAUUAGACGAUCUAUUUAAAGCCGCAGCAGUAAUAGUUAUGUGGUCGAGUGUAGUUUCAUUCGGAUUGUAAGCAUAAAAGUGAUUGUCAAGGUUAUGGCCCGGACAGAUUUCUCAGUUUGUGUUUACUCGGGUGCUCUGCAAGAAGUCUGAGAUUACAAUUCGGGGUCGGUUCAGUCACAAAGUGCAGGCGAGAGUAGCUUAUAGAACGGGCGUGUUUUCUGCGCUUGUCUCCGUUCGCCUGGAAAACGUAAAAAGUACGCCGCUUCUGCUGGUUAAGGCGCGAGCGUUUUUUUUUUUUCAUGUGUGGCUUCUAGACCUUUCUGAUAAGUAUGUGAAAAUACUCUUUGAAAGGGAUAGUAUUUUUAAGCAUGUUUUGUAGCGGUUACAACGUUUGCACAUGUAAAGGCGUUAAACCAUUGUGUUCUCAAAGCUAUAGUUAUGUCUGUUGUCUCACAGGGACCAACAGAGCCACGCUGGUGGAGAGACAUGUCUUGGAUCCCGUUGGCCUGGCAGUUUAUGGGAAUCAUGUUUACUGGAUCGACCAGGAGUCGCGCUGGCUCAAGAAAAUUGAAAAGAUCAGUGAAAUGGAAGAAGACUUUGGCAGCACGGUGCAAGCCUAUAUCGAUGGUUUGACAGAUAUGAUUGUGGUUGAUAUGAGGAAGUCAACAGGUACGGACGUGGUUACCAAACUUCCUUUUUACCAUUUCUUUUCUUUAAUGUGUAUAAGUAAGGAGAGUUUUUUUUCCCCCAAUCAAUCAAAGUGGAUUCAUACUUUGUAAUAAUUAUGAUAUGGUAGUCGUGCAGGGAUUCCAAUUUUUCCGUAUGAGUCUCCACCGAGGUUUUCGGCGCCAUCAUAGACUAGCUAACCUUUCGCCUCGAUUUAUGCGUGAGUUCUAAAUCCCGCCGGCUAAGCAGAAUCCCUAGGGUUGGCUCGCUUCGGUCUGGAGGCCAAGAAAGUAUUUAUAGUGAAAUUGCAAUCAUUUUAUCGAGCGAAAUGGGUUAAUAUAAAUCGGAACUGUGAGCCACGUCGCCAUACGAUCUUCGUUGGGUUAAUUACAGAGUGAACGUUGAUUCCUUUGCUAGAUCAAACGCACUUAAAUAAUCCUUGAUUAUUACUAGUAGAGCCUUUUUGUAUUGAGCAUCGUAGAACCAAAAUUAAAUUUAUCAUAACAGCCAAUCAUAAGAGCCAGUGAGAACUUUAAGCAAAACUGACCAAACUGCUUAGAGCGCAAUUCGUGAUUGGUUUUAGUUUUGGAGAGCAUGGUGCGAGUUCUUUGGACCAAUCACAGACCGAGGUAAAGCAAAAACAAAACAAACACGGAUUACUUCCGACCUUAAUGGAAAAUUUCACUAUUAAUUGAGUGGAAGCGCGCGUUAAUUUUUUUUUAAAUUUCGUCUUUUUAGCUCACCAUCCUUGUACUAGAAACCAUUGUUCACACAUCUGUUUGGUCGGUGAUCACAACAAAGCUCAGUGUUCCUGCCCUAUGGACAUGAUCCUAACUGAGGACAAUUCAACUUGCGGACGUAAGUGUGAUUCAAACAUAUCGUUAAACCCUUGAUCCUUAAGAGUGACCAGCAUCUAAUUUCUCCUCACAAUAAUACCCGUAAAUCACGCAUUAAGGUCACGAGAUUUAAAGAAAUGAUCACCCACUAAAGAAACUCUUGAACAAUUUCUCCCAGUCGGAACCUUAGGAAAUGUACAGAAAACAGUGCGUAGAAUAUGUAAAUUGAUAUUGAGGGGUUGAGGUAUAAUAGAUGUUGGAGAAUAGCGAAAGUAUGAAAGAAUGACCAUUUUACUUAGGACCAACGCCACUUUUUGUGUAAAGAGCGCCUUGUAAUCGUAAUUUUUAAUGUUUCAUCGAAAAGACAAAUUCUCAGAGACCAGAGUUAGGGGAACUUCCGCCCGAAUUUGUACAGUGCAUCUCAGUUUACCCACAAAGCCUUUCUGUAUAUAUUACACAGGUUUUCUGAGUUUUAUAGUGAUUAUGUAUUAACUUUGUUCGUUUGUUUUUCACCAGCUCCAAGGGAAUGCCCGCCAAACGCGUUUUCCUGUCCAAGCGGACCUUGCUUAUUAGAAAGUUGGGUUUGUGAUGGUAAUCCAGACUGUGAGCCUGAUGGUGCCGAUGAAAAGAAUUGUCGUAAGUUGUGUUUGUAAUUUUACUAUAUUGAGAGUUUAUAGGUUAUAAACCAGUGAAGGCUCUCAGAGCCUGUGCGUAAACUCAUGGAUUUAUUGUAACCAAUCAGCUCCCAGGUUUGGCUAGUGUGUUACUUUACCUCGCGAUUUCAAUACAAAAUCCUGCAGAUAGGAGAUGAGAAUAGACAAACUCAUGAGCUACUGAGUGUUACCUUCAUGGCACACUGAAUGAGUAUUUCUAAUUAACAAGGAAAUGUAUGACUAUCAGAAGAGAGAAUUACUAGCUGCAACUUGGGAGCUGAAGGUGAAACGUUUUGCCGUAGUAGAAGUAGUUGUUUCAUUUGUCUGAGUUGAUUUUGUUUUUCUUUAUUGUUUUGCACCUUCAUUCACAAAAAAUCUGAGAUCUUUCAAAAGCAACUUCACAAUCUCCUUGUCUGAUCCGUAGCUCCUUGCGGCGAUGACCAAUUCGCCUGCCGCACUGGAAGUCAGUGUAUCGAUAUGAAGAAGGUGAAUGACGGUGUGGGGGAUUGCCUUGACGACUCGGACGAGUCUGAUUGCUGUAAGUGAACACAAUUUGUCGCCUCCAUUAUUGUCUUUCACAACCGUCCUUUGGUUGUCGCAUAGCGGUCUUCCGAAAGCGUUCAUCACGGUUUGCACCGAUGCAGACAAACCACAGAGGAGGAAUAGAAACUUAGGAACUUGUGCAAAACUGACUAAAUUGUAGAAGUAGGUCAUGCAAAGCUUCAGGUAGUGCUCACUUCUUAUUUGUUGCGACAAGGCGCUUUUCGAUUGAAAGUCGUAAACAGUUUUAAUUUUGCAUACGCCGUGGAUUGCAGAAGUGGAAACGUACCGUUUAUUGGAUGAGAUUACGUCUUUUUUGAGCCGCGGAUUAUUUUCCUCCUAUAAACGGCCCUAAAGCCUAUUAUAGAUCAGGGAGCACCGAAAAUAAACCACAUCUCCGUCGUAUGCACCGUUUAAGUUUUGCCGGCUUUUAUUAACAAGUCACAUGUAGUGACUUUGAAUUGGGUGAUUCUGAGCUUGAAUCUUUUCUUUUAUUUCCUUUUUAGCACGGAAAUGCUCAAAGGGUGAGUUUGGAUGCCAUGAUGACGACUGUUCGUGUAUCGCUUUGGACUGGAAAUGCGAUGGAACACUAGACUGUCCUAAUAAUAGAGAUGAAAUGGAUUGCGAUGUUACUCCAGGUAAAUAUUGCGAUUUAUACUUAUUAUAUGGUAUAGUGGUAAAGCUCGCAAAAAAACUUCUUUCCUAGUCUGAAUCUUUGAGACACGUCCUCUUUACUGUUUUCAAGCGACGAUCUAAGCUGAGUCGGACAAGCGUGCUAACCAUUUAUUUACUGUGCGUUCUGCUUUUAUUGUGUUUUUAGCGCUUCGUAUUCAUAGAUGUUGAUGGGUCAUUUUUUUUUCUGCUUUUAAUCUAGCGAAUGGCACAGACAAGUUACCUAAUCCUCUGCACCAUUCAAAUCUCAGUGGUAAAAUGGUGGCAGUCAUUGUGGCGUCAAUCAUCGUGGGUGUCAUCUUCCUCACUGUCGCUGUACUCAUCUGUCGCAGGCUUAAGCACGGCCCAGACUGUGACGUAACUCACGAUAUCGGAUUAGUCGUGACUCCAGUUCUCCAUCCCAGGCCUUCCUCUUCAGCAUCGUCAUCAUCGUCGACGUCAUCUCGGCAUGACAUGUUUGUGACAGCACCUUUACGAAAAGGUCCCGGAUCGGCGGGCUCAUCGCAUAAGCGCUCGAAAUCAAACGGAACGGCGCCGAGCUUAAGCAACCGUUCAAGCGCCUCACAGACAGCGUACGACCGGAACAAUUUAACUGGAGCUUCGUGCUCGUCAACCGCGUCAACAGUUGUCACAGCAUACUUCCAUGAGCCCCUGAACCCGCCGCCGUCGCCGGUUACGGAACGUUCUCAGUACACCUCGCGAUCACGUCCAUAUUGUGAGUCCCUGUUACCGCCGUCUUCAUGCACGUCACACAGAUGUCAUCGGCCGAGAAUGCCUCCACCCCCGACGCCUGUCUCCACUGACGCGGAGUCGGUUGGGAGUCGGCAUCAAUGUCGCAGAGUUCACCGUUGUAGGCACAAACGUUACGCGGCGUCGUCCUGCACGGAGGCAGCGUAUGAUUCGGAUUUAUUCGCACCGCCUCCGACGCCAAACACGAACUAUCUUUCAGAAGCGACACAUUUUUCGGAUCAGGAGGGUCCACCUCCUUCUCCUGCUUUAACUGAAAGACACUUUUUUGCGCAUCCGUAUCCUCCUCCACCCUCUCCAGUGACUGAUGCGCCGUCAGUGAUUUUGUAACGCAGUUGUUGAGGAAAGGGUUCCAUCGCGUGUUCCCCUGUCACGCAAUCGUCGGGGUUUCAAAUGUGGUACGGGACAGAUAUCACUUCUUAGAUCAAGAAACCAGACGCUAUUCUAUCGUCUUGGGUGACCGUGGUCGUUACUAUAGACACGAUUACCACGCGCGAUUUUAGCGCAAUGAAGAAAAAUUCACAUUUUCGUCAAGAUUAUCAACAUGACCCUAAUGACAUCUUAAUUUCCGUGGAAAGGGAAUAAAAUGACUUUUUCUGAUGGUUCAGAAGAAAUGUAAAAGCAGGUGUAUACUGGCGACUCAUUGUACACCGCAAUGCACAAGGCGAUUUCUGGAAAAUGGCAGUUCAUUUUCAAAUAUCUCGAGGUUUAAAGUCUGCGAAUGUUUUGUACUCCUUUGAAUUUUUGCUUUUGUCUUUGCUAAGUUCCCAUAUUUCGUUUCCAUAUUUUGUGCCAACUUGAAGUUCAGAAUUAGUAGAAUAUUUUCCUCGGAAGGUCGUCUUUCCGAGUAAGUCGGCGAUUCACGAAUAGUUCCUUGUGAAUUGAUGGUCAUUGGUGGAUCAUUCAUCUUAAUUGGAAAAUUAUAGAUGGCGGACCAGUAAGCAUUAUUGGCGAGCAUCGACAAAUUAUUUCUAGAACACUAGAGACCAUUAUUUUCAUUGGCAAGUCACCAAUGGCCUUUGUUGGACAACUAAUGGCCAAUGGUGGACCACCAAUGGCCAAUGGUUGACCAUCACUGGUCAUUGAAUCAUUUAUCGUUUUUAAGAGUGGGUACACACUACUGAGACAUUUUUUUUCGUAUGACAGGAUUGAUUUUUUGAAAAUCUUUGCCCGUGCGACAAAAUUCUGCUCCCGGAACAAGUCGUCUAAAUCCAUACUGGUUUGCACUUGUAAGGUGAUGACAUGGGUUGCAGCGACUUGGUUCGGAAGCAGUGCCCAUUAUGUGGUUUGUCGCGUAGACCCUGCCGCGCCGAUUUGGCGCCUGUUAGGUCCUGGAAAUUAAGAGUACCAUCGAUGAAUUAUCAGUUGCAAUUGGCAACUCUCCUAUCAUUAAUAAGGUCAUUUGCGCCAUUCUGCGCUAUCAAGUAGAAACAUUAACACGACUUUUUCAAACGGUGUCAAAAUUAUUUAUUGUAAAUACUGUACAUAAUUUGUAAAUGGUGCUUUACAUUUAACCUAGAGUAUCUAUUGUCAGGCAGUUUUGCUGGUGACUUUUAAAUUUUCCUAGAUUAAUAUAUUUUUAAUAAAGAU